AUGAUCAUUGACGAGCAUCCUAUACCCAAAAUUGAAACGAUCUUCAACAAGAUGAGAGGAGCUGCCUUGUUUUGCCACCUAGACGUAACCGAUGCCUACACGCACCUGCCAAUCGAUGAUGAGUUCCGCCAUGUGCUCACUCUCAACACUCCGACGCACGGACUCAUUCGUCCUACGAGAGCCGUGUAUGGAGCUGCCAGUAUCCCAGCCAUUUGGCAGCGACGUAUGGAGUCCAUUCUUCAAGGGUUGACCCACGUUGUCAGCUUUUACGACGAUGUCAUUGUUUUUGCAAACAACUUCGACGAGCUGCUGCUUGCUCUUACCGCAACGAUGGACAGGAUGAAGCAAAAUAGUCUGCGACUGAACCGAUCAAAAUGCAUCUUCGCUACGUCAUCGCUUGAAUGCCUAGGUCAUAGGAUUGAUCGUCACGGCCUACACAAAUCAGGAAAACACGUCGGAGCGAUUCGUGAUGCACCACGGCCGUCAACCCGGAAGAAUUGCAGCUGUUCUUAG
Messenger RNA from Armigeres subalbatus, 513 nucleotides. RefSeq lists its product as uncharacterized. The transcript has a single exon. Lineage: Eukaryota; Metazoa; Arthropoda; Insecta; Diptera; Culicidae. The coding region runs from base 1 to 513 and encodes 170 amino acids. The record is from RefSeq and is a predicted model, not a curated record.